Cygnus olor (mute swan) is the source of this 4566-nucleotide messenger RNA. RefSeq names its product WNK lysine deficient protein kinase 4 (gene WNK4). Lineage: Eukaryota; Metazoa; Chordata; Aves; Anseriformes; Anatidae. Gene Ontology annotation, molecular function: potassium channel inhibitor activity; chloride channel inhibitor activity; protein serine/threonine kinase activity. The transcript is spliced from 20 exons. Bases 84 to 3935 code for a protein of 1283 amino acids. The record is from RefSeq and is a predicted model, not a curated record. Gene Ontology annotation, biological process: positive regulation of sodium ion transmembrane transporter activity; negative regulation of sodium ion transport; monoatomic ion homeostasis. Gene Ontology annotation, cellular component: cytosol; cytoplasm.
CCGCUCCUGGCUGCGGUGCGGCGGCACCGGGCGCGGAGCUGCGGGAGCGGCCGGGCCGAACCGAACCGAACCGAGCCAGGCCGAUGCCGGCGGCCGAGCCGGAGCCCUCCGCCACCGGAGCCAUGUCCCAGCCCGAGGCGGAGCGGGCGGGCGGCGGCGGCGGCGGCUCCGGGACGGAACCGGGGCCCCCCGGGCGGGCUCCGCACCGUAACCGCGGCCGGCGGCCGUCGGGGCGCGACCCCCGCCGCGCCUCGUCCCGCUUCAACCGGCGGAGCUCGGUGGAGCUGGAGCUGCUGGGCUACCCCGCACCGGCCGGGGGGUCGCCGCCGCCGCCGCCGCCGCCCCCGGGAGCCGCCGGGCACCGGGAACCGGAGGAGACGGAGAGCGAGGAGGUGGAGACGCGCGCCGUGGCCACGUCCCCCGACGGCCGGUUCCUCAAGUUCGACAUCGAGAUCGGCCGGGGCUCCUUCAAAACCGUCUACAAGGGGCUGGACACCGAGACCACCGUGGAGGUGGCGUGGUGCGAGCUGCAGACGCGCAAGCUGUCGAAGACGGAGCGGCAGCGGUUCAGCGAGGAGGUGGAGAUGCUGAAGGGGCUGCAGCACCCCAACAUCGUUCGCUUCUACGACUCCUGGAAGUCGUCCGUCAAGGGCCAGAUCUGCAUCGUGCUGGUCACGGAGCUCAUGACGUCCGGCACCCUCAAGACCUACCUGAAGCGGUUCAAGGAGAUGAAGCUGAAAGUGCUGCAGCGCUGGAGCCGGCAGAUCCUCAAGGGGCUGCAUUUCCUGCACACCCGCUCGCCCCCCAUCAUCCACCGCGACCUCAAGUGCGACAACAUCUUCAUCACCGGCCCCACGGGCUCCGUCAAGAUCGGGGACCUGGGGCUGGCCACGCUGAAGCGAGCCUCCUUCGCCAAGAGCGUGAUAGGCACCCCCGAAUUCAUGGCCCCGGAGAUGUACGAGGAGAAGUACGACGAGGCGGUGGACGUGUACGCCUUCGGGAUGUGCAUGCUGGAGAUGGCCACCUCGGAGUACCCCUACUCGGAGUGCCAGAACGCCGCCCAGAUCUACCGCAAGGUCACCUCGGGGCUGAAGCCCAGCAGCUUCUACAAGGUGAAGGUGCCUGAGCUGAAGGAGAUCAUCGAGGGCUGCAUCCGCAUGGACAAGGACGAGAGGUACACCAUCCAGGACCUGCUGGAGCACUCCUUCUUCCAGGAGGACACGGGCGUGCACGUGGAGCUGGCCGAGGAGGACGACGGCGUCAAGUCCGGCCUCAAGCUCUGGCUGCGCAUGGACGACACCAAGAAGCUGCACGGCAAGUACAAGGACAACAACGCCAUCGAGUUCCUCUUCGAGCUCUACAAGGACGUGGCCGAGGAGGUGGCCCAGGAGAUGGUGAUUUUGGGCUUCGUCUGCGAGGCCGACUACAAGCUGGUGGCCAAGGCCGUGCGGGACCGCGUGGUCGCCAUCAAGCGCAAGCGGGAGAAGCUGAAGCGCGCGCGGGACGCGGUGCCGCCGGCUGAGCUGGGCCAGGCGCCCGGCGUCCUGCGGCUGCUGGAGGAUUUCAAGUCCCCGAUGCCGCCGGGUGUCCCCACGCCUGCCCCGGCCACUCCCGGCUCCGGGGACUCCGUUUUCGGCAGCGCCUUCCCACCGGAGCCCGAGGAGCCCGAGGCCGACCAGCACUUCGUGUACCGGCACACCAGCUACUCCUCGGCCACCUCCGACUGCGAAACGGACGGCUACCUGAGCUCCUCCGGCUUCCUCGACUCCCCGGACCUGUCCCAUCGCAGCGCCUCGGCGGGGACCCCCACCAGCCCGCCGCCCGCCCGCCCCGUGCGCUGCUUCCCCACGAGCAUCGCGGUGCAGCUGCCCACCGAGCGCCUGCCGCCCGCCAGCGGCUUCUCGUCCCCCGUGGACAGCUACGCCUCGGACGUGGCUUCGGGCAUGAGCGACGGCUACGAGGGGCUGUCGGCUGGCGAGCGGAGCAGCAAGCUGCCGGCCAAGCGGGCAGCGGGGAAGCUGCUGCGGCGCCGAGCCCGGUCCAGGCUGCGCAUCACCAACAUCUCCGACAAGAACGACCGGGUGGUGGAGUGCCAGCUGCAGACCUACAACAACAAGAUGGUGACGUUCAAGUUCGACCUGGACGGGGACAACCCCGAGGAAAUCGCCGCCGUCAUGGUCCACAACGAGUUCAUCCUCAAGUCGGAGCAGGACGGCUUCAUCCACCGCAUCCGGGACAUCAUCCACCGCGUGGAGACCCUGCUGCGCAAGGACGGGCGCGGCGCCGCCGAGCUGCCCCAAAGCCCCGAGGCAGAGGGUGGCAGCAGCCGGCCCCAGGCAGAGCUGCAGCUGCAGGAGCUCUCGCGCUCCAUCUCCUCCUCCUCCUCGCUCAGCGACCUGGGCUGCACCAGCCCCAGCCUCUCGCUGCAGUCCCCCGUGCUGCCGGCGCUGAGCAGCUCCCUGUCGGAGAACGACCUCUCCAGCCCCGCGGAGCCGCCGGCAGCCCAGGCCCGCGGGCAGCAGCCGGUGCUGCCGGGCUCCCCUGCAGGCUCGGUGCAGACCUGGCCGCUGGUCUCCACGGCUCCAUCCUGGCUGACGGCAGCGCCGCUCUUCCCCCAAACCCCCCCGAGCACCCCCGGGGCUCCCCCCGUCCCCCCUGCCCUCCCUCCGGCCCUCCCGUCCCCGCCGUCCGUCCCCUCGUCCCCCGUCCCCGGCAGCCCCGCGAGCCCCGCCGUGACCAGCGGGCCCUGGUCCCCGACCCCCCCGCUCCUGUCCCUGGCCAACGCCUUCUCCCUGGCGGUGAUGAGCGUGGCCCACACGCUGCUGCCCGCCGUCUCCUCCAUCGCCACCUCGGGGGGCCACCUCUACCCCCCGCUGCUGCCUCGGCCGCAGAACCUCGUCCUGGGGCCCCCGCGCUUCGUCUACCCCGACCCCGCCACCAUGGCCAAGCCCCCCCCGGCUCGCAGCGGGGCGCCGGAGGGGCUGGGGGCUGCUGGCCCCGCUGCGGGGGGUGCUGUGCCCUUCUCUCCUCCAGCACCCGUGGGUGGCGAGGCCGUGGGGAGCCCCCUGGCGCCGCCGAGCGCGUCCACGCCGGGGAGCCUGGAGGGCGGCGCGGUGCUGCUCGGCUCCCCCAAGCCCAGCCACCCGCUCAUCGUCUCCGAGUCGCUGCCGCCCGGCGUGCCCAAGGCGCGGCUGUCACCCAUCAACGAAGCAGAAGCCAAGCCCCAGAUCCUGGGCCGCUUCCAGGUGACACCGUCCAAAGAGCCAGCGGCCACCGCCUCGCCGGCACCGGGCAGCAGCGAGGGCGAGCAGCACGGCAGCGAGCAGGCGGCGAGCGGCUCCCCCCUGCCCGCCGCCCCCGGCACGGGGAGCAGCACCAGCAGCUCCUCGGAGCCGGAGCCGGCGGUGCAGGACCCCGAGGCCGAGGAGAUGCUGCCCGGGGAGGGCAUGGCGACGGCGGCGGCUGAGAGCGACCGGGAGGGCCCCGGGGAGGAGGGCGCCGAGGGUGCUCCGCAGGCGGUGCUGAGCCAGGUGUGGCUGAGCUACUCCCGCAGCCUGUCCUACGUGAGCAGCGACGACACCGAGAGCGAGGACGAGGAGAUCUGGGAGGAGCUGCAGAGCCUGCGCCAGAAGCACCUGGCUGAAGUGCAGCUGCUGCAGAGCACCCAGAAGAAGGAGAUCGAGGAGCUGUACCUCCGGAUGGGGAAGCAGCCCCCGUUGGGCAUCGUCUCCCCCGCCGCCAUGCUCUCCAGCCGCCAGCGCCGCCUCUCCAAGGGCAGCUUCAACCCGUCCCGCCGCAACAGCCUGCAGCGCCUCGAGCUGGCGCAGCCCCCAGGAAUCAUGCGCCGCAACUCGCUGAGCGGCAGCAGCACCGGCUCCCAGGAGCAGCGCGUGAGCAAGGGGGUGACCUUUGCGGAUGAUUUCGGCCGCAUGUAGCCAGCCGGCCGGGAGUGACUUCGUGAACUACCUCAACCAAGUGCCUGCUGCCCCGCAGGGGGUGGAAGCCCCCCCACGCCUCCUGGGGAGCACCCAGCGGGGUGCCUGCCUUGGGGGACGGGGGACGGGGGGGCAGCCCCAAGCCUUCUGCGCCCUGCCAGGGCCGGGCUGGCGGCACUCCGCUCGUCCCCACACGUCCCCGUCCGCUCCCGUCCCAGCCCUGUCCCUUCCCCGCUGCCCCCAGCUGUGGGAGGGAGCAGGGCGCUGCCACCCCUCGCAGCCCUGCGCCCCGCCGCGCUUCGUCCCGGCUCCCCGAGCAGAACCGAGCCUCCUCCGUGCCCCUGUUACACCGCGUCCUCUGCCCAACUCCACCGUGCCGUCCUCCGGCCUCGUCCCGGGGUCAGAAGCCCCACGGCUUCGCCUCCCGCCGUCCCGCUCGCUGCCGCCGCGGCUCAAAGCGUCGCCGUCCCCUCCUCGGCUGCUCCGAGCCCAGAGCCGGCCGCAGCGCGGGGCCGUGCCUCCUCCAGCCCGAAACACGACGGAGCCGGGGGCUGCGGGGGGAGGGCGGCGGGCGCACUUUGUUACCCACCGACGUCCGGGAAGCGUUUUCGUAAAUACGGAUUGAACACGA